Pygocentrus nattereri (red-bellied piranha) is the source of this 1794-nucleotide messenger RNA. RefSeq names its product T cell leukemia homeobox 3b (gene tlx3b). Gene Ontology annotation, molecular function: RNA polymerase II cis-regulatory region sequence-specific DNA binding; DNA-binding transcription factor activity, RNA polymerase II-specific. The record is from RefSeq and is a predicted model, not a curated record. Gene Ontology annotation, cellular component: nucleus. Bases 230 to 1117 code for a protein of 295 amino acids. Gene Ontology annotation, biological process: animal organ development; regulation of transcription by RNA polymerase II. The transcript has 3 exons. NCBI's taxonomy places the organism in Eukaryota, Metazoa, Chordata, Actinopteri, Characiformes, Serrasalmidae.
ACGAGCCCCAGCAGAUCCGAUGCUGAAGACCAGGAGAUCCGAGAAGAUCAUCUGAGCUGGAUUUUUAAAAGUGCACUUUCUACUGCGCAGCAUCUCAGCGGCGCAGCGUCUCCUCCGCGUCGGUGGAAUGAGCUCCAAACGGCGCGGGUGAGAUCCGGGAUUUCUCUCAAACUGCGCUCGCGACAGUAACGCUGUAAAUAAGAAAAGCGCGCCGAGUCGAAUUUGCGCCAUGGAGCAACCCUCGAGCUCCAGCCCGAGCGGCACCGGCCACACUCCCCAUCCCACCCAGCACGAGCCCAUCAGCUUCGGCAUCGACCAGAUCCUCAGCGGAACGGACCAGGAACCUCAGCAGAACUCCUCGAAGGCCAGCUCGGACUCUGAGCGGGUCAGCGAGGGCGGCUACCCGCUGGGCAGCCCGACCGGGGCCAGCGCGACCCCGUACCCAGCGGUGACCGGUGCUUUCCACGGCAUCGCAGCUCCGUAUGAGGAGGCCAGGCCAUACGGGGUCAACCUAACCCUCACCCCUGGUGGGGUCAUAAGGGUCCCGGCCCACCGGCCCCUGGCCGCUGCUGUCCCACCGCCUUUGGCCAGCGCGGCGCCCGGUCUGGGGGGCAUCGGCUUCCCCUGGAUGGAGAGCAGCCAGCGCUUCGCCAAGGACCGGUUUGCAGCGGCGUUGGCGCCCUUCACCGUGGCCAGGCGCAUUGGUCACCCCUACCAGAACCGCACACCCCCCAAGAGGAAGAAGCCCCGCACAUCCUUCUCCCGUGUGCAGAUCUGCGAGCUGGAGAAACGCUUCCACCGGCAGAAGUACCUGGCCAGCGCAGAGCGGGCAGCACUCGCUAAAACCCUGAAGAUGACGGACGCACAGGUCAAAACCUGGUUCCAGAACCGCAGGACCAAAUGGAGGCGACAGACGGCGGAGGAGCGGGAGGCGGAGCGCCAGCAGGCCAGCCGGCUGAUGCUCCAGCUCCAGCACGACGCCCUGCAGAAGUCCCUGAGCGACUCAGUCCCUGCCGACCCCCUCUGCAUCCACAACUCCUCGCUGUUUGCCCUGCAGAACCUACAGCCAUGGGCGUGCGGCGACGAGGGCGCCAAACUGGGUGCAGCACUCGUAUGAACUACAGGCUUGGAGCAGCGGUCAGCAGCCUUCGUCCUGGAGGAGAUCUCUUGAACUUUUUGGAGAUUUAUCUCUGACCCAAAUCUCACAUGCUACGAUUUUAAAAACAAAGGUGGAGCGAUGCCACAGAAGAACCACUUUGGGUUCCCUAAAUAAGUCCUUAGGGACCUCCAUAAGGUCCACAACUGUGCUCCACCCCAACUCACAACCAUAGGGAUAGAGCAACAAUGUGGACCAUCUGAGGGUCCCUGAGGACCAGCUUGAAAACCACUUUUCUAAAGAACCUUAAGGGCAAUUAUAAAGAUCAAGGACCCUCCACAUGAAACAUCAGAUACCAAUACGAGACUCUUUCUAAAAAUCCAAGAAAAAAACCUUUUAGGACAUUUUCAAGAAUUUGAUCCAGCUAAUCAAGAACUUCCAGACAAUCGUUAGCUGGAUAAAGGCCCAAUCCCUUUUCCUAUUUUUAUCCCUACGCCUUGUUUUCGAGUGUCUCCUCGCCUCUUGGAACUGAGUUACGAAGUGUAGGGGUUGAAAUAAUUCCCUAUGGAACAGGACAACCCUCAAAUAAGAAGAGGUUUUCUUCAUUAACAGCUACCAGCGCUGCUCUGUAGGCAACCCUGCCCGUCUGCAGUGGCAGCAGAGGGGAAAGUUCAGCUCCUCACUGCUCACUCCUCACU